AUGCUGGCGAGCGACGGCGGGACGAAGAGCGACGCUCGCAGGAGAACGGCGGCGGCUGGAAGAGGCUCGAGCAACGAGAAGAGCAAAGCGGUGCUGACGGUGGGAUGCUUGUUCGCCCCUGACCUGCCCGGGGGAGUCGACAUGCUGGCCGCCUCUGUCAUGGCAGUGGAGGAAAUCAACGGCGAUCCCAGCAUCCUGCCAAACCACGUGCUGCAUCUGACGGUGCAAAACUACUCCAUAGCCUCUCUCGCUAGCCAGCUCGCAGCAUUUAAACUGCUCGAGAACCAUCCGGUGGCUGUGAUUGGCCCACACACAUCUGACCAGGCCGCCCGAUUUAGCCCAAUUGCAGCCGCAACCCAGGUGCCGGUCAUAUCAGCGUCAGCAACGGACGUGCAGCUCACUCAGGGCGCCACCCGCCCCUUCUUCAUGCGCACCGUGGCCAGCGAUGGCGUGCAGAUGGCCGCCAUGGCAGAGCUGAUAAAGCGCUACAAGUGGCAGGAGGUGGCGCUCAUCUACAGUGACGACCGCUUUGGCCGCAACGGGGUGGCUGCGCUCACCUCACACCUUCUCACCAUCCGUGCGGAGGCGGAUGUGGCAGUGAGGGUGGCCAUCCCGCUGUCAGCCACAGACGAGGCCAUUCACGGCUACAUUUCCUCCCUGGUGCCGCUAGACGUGGCGGUUUAUGUGCUGCACGCGUCCGCCACUGUCUUCUUUACCGUCGUUGAAGCUGCCAAGAAGCUGCGGCUGUAUGCGCGCAGCAGCGUUUGGAUCGCCUCGGAUGGAGCAGCUGUCAUGAGUAUCACGUCCAAUCAACACUUGGAUGGCCUAAUCAUCACAACCACCCACGUGCCCUCCUCACCGCGCCUCUCAUCCUUCCUUGAUCGCUGGAAGCACCUCAAUGCCUCACAGUACCCUGGACUCUCCAUAGAGAGGCCAUCCCCAUACGCGCUCUCGUCCCACGAUGCUGUCUCCCUCGUCGCAUGCGCGCUCCACUCUCUGCUCUACCCCUCCGCUCCUGUACCAACCAACUCGUCCUCCAAUGAGACCACGUCAGCACAGCAGCAGAAAUUGGGGCAACAGCAAACAGUGGGGCAACAGAGGCGAAUGCAGCAGCAAACGGGGCCGCAACAGGAAGAAGGGCAAGAGAAGAGAAUGCAGCAACAAACGGGGCGGCAGCAGCAAGAGGGGGUAGGGCGAGCAUUCCAGCAGCUGGAGCUGCCUGUGCUGCCACCGCUUCCCAACGGCACCCAUGAUGCCCUUGCCCCACCACUCACCCGCCUUCAACAAAGUGCAAUGGGACCGGCACUGCGGGAGGCACUUCUUAAAACCAGCUUUGACGGGCUGCAGGGCAGGAUCGCGCUAACCCCACACGGCGACCUGGCAGCAAACGAGAUCCGCAUUGUCAACAUUCAGCGAGGGGCGCCCGUGGAAGUGGCCCUCUGGUCCUCCACCCUUGGCCUCGUCCCCUCCUCCUCCCGCCCACCUCCCCAGACCUCCUCCUCACCUUCCUCCGCCUCCCCUGCUUCGCCCCCAGGGCCUGUCGCAGACUCCAACGCACAGGUUUUAAACGCUCUUCCCAUCGUUUUUCCUGGAGGACUCACCCAGGCGCCAACUGGAUCAUUUCCCAAGACCCGGCUUCAAAUCGCAGUGCCGAACAAACAGCAAUACAAGGAGUAUGUGAACGUGUCGGACGUGGGCGAGGGCAACAGCCGCUUCUCAGGCUACUGCGUGGAGCUCUUCCGCCUGGCCGUUACGCGGUUACCCUACAAGCUCGACUACGAGUUUGUCUCGUACGGCGACAAGGAUCUCAGCUACACUCAGAUGGUGCUGGCCGUCGCCAACAAGACAUACGAUGCAGCAGUGGGGGACAUCACAGUGCUGGACUCGCGGAGCAAAGUCGUCUUCUUCACCUACCCCAUCCAGCAAUCCGGGCUGGGCGUGAUGGGGUAUUCGCGGCCGUACAGCAACCCGUGGCUGGUCUUCUCCCCGUUUGCACCUAGCAUGUGGGCCAUCACUGCCACCAUCUGCAUCACCACAGGGCUGCUCGCCCUGCUGCUGGACAGGCAAAGGACGCCUGACUUCCAGGGCACGCUGCAGAAGCGCCUUAUGACAGCCGUGUGGUAUGGAUGCCACACAUUCUACUCCAUUCCCGUGUUCCGCAUCCGCACAACGCUUGCAAGGGCAGUCGUAUGCAUCUGGCUCCUGCUGGCCUUCAUUAUAGCCACAUCCUACACUGCCAGUCUCACCGCCAUCCUCACAGUGCAGAGGCUCCUUCCCCAAAUCCUUGACAUAUACUCCGCCCUCACCAGCAACUCGCCCAUCGGGUACCAGCAGGGCUCCUUCGUGCACGCGUACCUGCUGCAGCUGGGUGUUUCCCCUGACAAGCUGGUAUCACUAGCAGGGGAGGGCGAGUAUGCGUCAUCGCUCGAAUCAGGGCGGGUGACGGUGAUAGUGGAUGAGGACCCCUACCUCGACCUCUUCUCUGCUGGUUUCUGCGAUGCCGUUCAGACAGCGCAACCCUUCUCCAUCCUCAACCAAGCCUUUGCAUUCCCCAAGGGGUCGCAGGUGGGCGCGGACAUCUCUCAGGCCAUCCUCGACCUUCAGAUGCAAGGGGAGCUGGAGCGACUCAAGGAUCAGUACUUGCAGAAGGACAACAUGUGCGUCGAUGAUCAGGUGGCCUCUGCCGUGCUCACGGAGGUCAACGUGCAGAAGUUCACAGCGCUGCUCAUCCUCUACCUCGUCGUCUCGCUGCUCUGCUGUGUCUCCUAUGUGGGGCUCCUCAUCUACCGCGGUUACCGCUACCACCACCG
Closterium sp. Naga37s-1 is the source of this 2810-nucleotide messenger RNA. NCBI's taxonomy places the organism in Eukaryota, Viridiplantae, Streptophyta, Zygnematophyceae, Desmidiales, Closteriaceae. The record is from the annotation of a GenBank genome assembly.